CACGCUGUUGAGGAAACCUGCAGUUCACAGGCACAGUAGCUAUUUCCUCAUUGAGUUUGAAGAUACCAGAGAUGAAAAAACAAGAUACGGAAGAGUGUGCCAACCAGGCCAGUGAUGAUGCUCCACCUGCAGCAGGAGGGAUGGAGUCACCUGCAGCUGCUAAAGACAGCUUGGACAGUAACAGCCCCAAAGAGUCUGAACCACAGACGCCACAGACAGACACACCUCCACAGAGCAACAAGGCAGGAAGUGAUGUCGCAGAGGCAGCACGGUCUCAGUGUGACAUGGCUGAGGAACUGAGCCGGCAGCUGGAGGACAUCCUCAGCACCUACUGUCGAGAAAGCAUCUCAGACGAUGCCAGCACCCUGCCCAACGGCCAGUCACACAGCCCAGAGCUCAAUGGCCUGACCAGGGAGGAUGACAAACCAGAAGAGUUGAUGGAGCAAACAACGGGGGUGGAGAAGGAGCAGAAGAAGACUCAGGAGAAGAAGAAAGUGAAGGGUCUGGGCAAAGAGAUCACUCUUCUCAUGCAGACUCUGAACACAUUGAGCACCCCGGAGGAAAAGCUUGCAGGCCUCUGUAAGAAGUAUGCCGAACUGCUGGAAGAGCACCGCAACACCCAGAAGCAAAUGCGAGUGCUGCAGAAGAAGCAGAACCAGCUGGUCCAGGAGAAAGACAACCUGAGGAAUGAACACAGCAAGGCCAUCCUGGCCCGCAGCAAGCUGGAGAGUCUGUGCAGGGAGCUGCAGAGACACAACCGCACACUCAAGGAGGAAGGGAUGCAAAGAACGCGUCUGGAGGAGGAGAAAAGGAAGGAAGUGACCUCCCAUUUCCAGGUGACACUGAACGACAUCCAGGCUCAGAUGGAGCAGCACAACGAGAGGAACGCCAGUCUGCGACAAGAGAACACAGAGCUGGCUGAGAAACUGAAGAAGCUCUAUGAACAGUACAAACUACGAGAAGAGCACAUAGACAAAGUGGUGAAGCACAAAGACCUGCAGCAGCAGCUGGUGGACGCCAAGCUGCACCAGGCUCAGGAGCUGCUGAAGGAGUCGGAGGAACGCCACGACAGAGAGAAAGAAUUUCUGCUGAAAGAAGCAGUGGAGUCUCAGAGGAUGUGUGAGCUGAUGAAGCAGCAGGAAGUUCACCUCAAACAGCAGCUGUCACUCUACACAGAGAAGUUUGAGGAGUUUCAGACCACUUUGUCCAAGAGCAACGAGGUCUUCACCACCUUCAAACAGGAGAUGGAGAAGAUGACUAAAAAGAUCAAAAAGCUGGAAAAGGAGACGGCCAUGUAUCGGUCCAGGUGGGAGAGCAGCAACAAAGCUCUUUUGGAGAUGGCAGAGGAGAAAUCUGUGCGGGACCGUGAGUUUGAGGCUCUUCAGGGUAAAGUCCAGCGACUCGAGAAGCUGCGGCGGGCUCUAAAAGUCGAACGCAACGAGCUCAACAAGAAGGUUCAGAACCUCAGUGAUCCUCACAGCGGCACUGCAGGAGCCCCCACCUCCGACCCAGGGACCGAUUCCCCCUCUCCACCACCUACAGACUCUUUGCUGGAGACCAGCAGCCACCCAGCCCCAGACACCACCCCCUGCUCCCAGUCCUGCCACUGUGACGCAGAACUGGACACAGACGCCCUACUAGAGGGGGCGACGGCUCUGCCCAUCGCCGCACAGGAAUGAAACAAACGCUGCUCCCCGUCUCCUCUCUCCCCUCCAGCAUCACGCCUCCAAACAAAGAGCCACCAGCCUGCAAGCCAUCACUCCUCUGCUGGAUGAAGCGGACGUCCCACACUGUUCCAGAAGCAGAAGCAGAUCAGAUAGCAAGGUGAACUUGUGUCCUCCCAGCAUGCUCUGCAGGCUUUCAAAGGCGAUGGGAAGAUUGUGCCUCAUCUGUCGGUCCAUUUACAUGCACACCAUAACUCAGUUACUGUGAAUAACCCGGUUAAUUUAAUAGAUUGAUUAAAGGGUUCAUAAUAAUUUCCACAAUAAUCAGAUUUUCAUGAUUAUUUUUGUUUUGUUUUUCAAGUUAGUAGAUAAUUAAAUUUAUUAGUCUGAAAAUUACCCCAUUGGUGACACUCCAGAAAGCAUGCUACAGCUUCACAUGCUGCUGUUUGGAAACCUGGAUUUCAGUCCACAACCUCUCUGGCAUAUGCACUGAUUCAAAAUCCAGCUCUGUUACACCUGCUCCGACUUAAACCUUGACUUGACAAAGACGGCCCUGUUUACACGAUAGCUGCAACGAUCUGUGAUAAGGAUUAUUAGUGUGCAUGUAAAUGCACAGACUGCCUCUGUGUCGUGCUGCUUUACUACACAUUCCCUGUUUUGACUGGCAUCAAACACAGACCAGUUUGGCGAGAUCAAUAACAGUGCUGCUUGGGAUGACACAAGACAAACAGGUGUAUGGCAAGAGGAGUCAUCAGAGAUUGACUGAUUGUGUGUGUGUGUGUGUGUGUGUGUGUGUGUGUGUGUGU
Molecule: messenger RNA, 2470 nt
Organism: Chelmon rostratus (copperband butterflyfish)
Lineage: Eukaryota; Metazoa; Chordata; Actinopteri; Chaetodontiformes; Chaetodontidae
Gene: txlna
Product: taxilin alpha
Exons: 11
Coding region: 72-1679 (535 amino acids)
Molecular function (GO): syntaxin binding
Source: RefSeq, a predicted model, not a curated record